This is a messenger RNA of Phlebotomus papatasi, 1678 nucleotides long. RefSeq names its product probable cytochrome P450 28a5. Lineage: Eukaryota; Metazoa; Arthropoda; Insecta; Diptera; Psychodidae. The transcript has 3 exons. Gene Ontology annotation, molecular function: iron ion binding; monooxygenase activity; oxidoreductase activity, acting on paired donors, with incorporation or reduction of molecular oxygen. The coding region runs from base 110 to 1618 and encodes 502 amino acids. The record is from RefSeq and is a predicted model, not a curated record.
AGUGAUUUUUAGUAUAUAGGAAAGUAUUUAAGACGCGGUGGUCACGGUACUAACUCAGUGGUUUCGCGAAAUUUGAUCAAUUCAGUGUUUUUGUUUUGACCAGUAAAAGAUGAUUCAAAUAAUUGUGUGUAUUAUCGGCGGAUUGAUCGUUGCUGGAUAUGUGUACUUGACCUGGCACCACGAUCACUGGAAGAAGAGAAGAAUUCCUGGACCUUCCGCACGAUUCUUAUUAGGGAACUUGCCCAGUGUUGUAACCCAAAAACGGAACAUGACUUAUGAAAUCGAUGAUCUCUAUAGAGAAUUCAAGGAUCGCCAUGGACUGAUUGGGUAUUUCAGUAUGAGAUCCCCUUCACUUAUGGUUCUACAGCCAGAUCUUGCAAAGGAUAUUCUUAUCAAGAACUUCAAAUCCUUUUCGGAAAAUCAAUUCUCAGAUAUGAUUGACAAAAAUGUUGAUCCGAUUUUUGGAAGGAAUCCUUUCAUGCUGAAAGGAAACGAAUGGAAAGAAAAACGUGCAGAAAUAACACCGGCUUUCACAACGUCGCGGAUAAAAACCAUGUAUCCGAUUGUCGAUGAUGUGUGUGCCAAUAUGAAGAAAUACCUCAUAAAAGAGAUUGAGAAGAACCCAACAAAUGGAUUCGAAGUGAAGGAACUAAGUGCUAUGUACACAACCGACGUAGUAUCCAAUUGUAUCUUCGGCGUCGAUGCUGGAUCCUUUACGGGAGGCGAUGCCACGAUUAGGAAGAUGGGUAAAGAACUUUUCACACCAAAUUGGAAAAUUAUGGUUUAUUUCCUUGCUUUGGAACUAUUCCCAUUCAUCUAUAAUGUAUAUCAAAUGCCUUUUGUACCUAAGAGAGUAGAACAAUUCUUUGUCAAUCUCAUGAAGGAUGCAAUUGCUCUCCGAAGAGAAAAAAAUAUCAACCGUUUUGACUAUCUCCAUUAUCUCCUGGAACUUAAUGAGAAAAAGAACCUCAAUGAACUGGAUAUGGUAGCCCAUGCAGUUACGUUCUUUAUUGAUGGGUUUGAAACAUCCAGCAUCGCACUGGCAUUCACACUUUACGAACUUGCACGGCAUAAAUCCGCUCAAGAGAAACUGAGAAAGGAAAUUCGAGAAACCUUGUCCAAGCAUGGAACGAUCACACAUGAUGUCGUUUCGGAAAUGCCUUAUCUGGAUCAGGUUCUGAACGAGAGCCUACGUCUUUUCCCACCGGCUGCUUUCAUGGGAAAGGUCUGCACUGAAAAAACUGAAGUGAAAGUCAAAGAAGGUGACUAUCACACAAUUGAUGUUGGUGAUGAAGUUCUAAUCCCCGCAUACAGCUUCCAUCGGGACCCAGAAUUCUACGAAAAUCCUGAUGAGUUCAAUCCAGAAAGAUUUAAUCCUGAAAACGGAGGGAUUAAGAACUUUCGUGAAAAGGGUGUGUUCCUACCUUUCGGAGAUGGACCUAGGAUUUGCCUAGGUCAGAGAUUUGCUCAGGCUCAAGUCAAAGCAGCGCUUGUGUCUCUAAUUCAAAAUUUCGAAGUCGAUGUUAAUUCGAAAACACAGGAACCUAUCGUGUUGGAUCCUAAAGAAUUCUUGGCAUAUGCAAAAGGUGGACUAUGGUUAGACUUUCAGGAAAUCUAACCCGUAUUUGUAAUCCAGUCUUUUGAAAAUUGUACUUAAUUGUUAUCUUGAAAAUAAUAA